Musa acuminata subsp. malaccensis (wild Malaysian banana) is the source of this 545-nucleotide messenger RNA. The record is from RefSeq and is a predicted model, not a curated record. Lineage: Eukaryota; Viridiplantae; Streptophyta; Magnoliopsida; Zingiberales; Musaceae.
GUUCACAAUAAUAUCUCCGUCCUUUGCGAUCCGGCGACGCAACCGGGAAUCCAAAGACGCGGAGAAAGAGGAAGAAUACAGAGCGCGAUGGGUUUGCAGGAAGAUUUUGAAGAAUAUGCUGCAAAAGCUAAAACUUUACCUGAAAAUACUACUAACGAGAACAAAUUGAUCCUCUAUGGGCUUUACAAGCAAGCAACUGUUGGACCAGUGAAUACUAGCCGACCUGGUAUAUUCAAUAUGAGGGAUAGAGCCAAGUGGGAUGCUUGGAAGGCUGUUGAAGGGAAGUCAAAGGAGGAGGCCAUGAGUGACUACAUCACCAAAGUUAAACAGCUUCUCGAAGAGGCCGCAGCUGCUGCUGCCUAAGCCACUUCGCCUGAUGCAUCAAUGAAUUGAAACAUCUUGCUCUAUGUAGUACCAUUUAAGCUGCUGCCUUCUAUUUUGAACUUGAAUCGUCCACUGGAUGUGUUUGUUAUUGAUUGCAUCUCCUUUGUGUCUUAACAAUUGACACUAUCUGAUAUCUAAUGCAGUAUCUUAUCAUUUCAUUA